Alternaria arbusti is the source of this 453-nucleotide messenger RNA. RefSeq lists its product as uncharacterized. The transcript is spliced from 2 exons. Lineage: Eukaryota; Fungi; Ascomycota; Dothideomycetes; Pleosporales; Pleosporaceae. The record is from RefSeq and is a predicted model, not a curated record. The coding region runs from base 1 to 453 and encodes 150 amino acids.
AUGCCUAAAGCCACCGGAGUCGCUUUCGAUCGCGGAACACCCUUCGAGAUGGCCGGUCCCAUAAUGCCAAUAGCAGAUGCAUCGUCUGAUCUUCAUUCAACCUUCGCCAAGCGAGACGGUCCCCGCUUCGCGAAAAACCUAGGCCACAUCAUCGGUGUCAUCAUACUGGCCCUCGGUGUUGUUCUCGUAGGCUUCCUGGCGAUCAAGUACUGUAGGGGUCUGAUUCCCACGACCCAUGAUCCGGAAAAGGGUGAUAGCCGCCGUCGCUAUCCACACUAUGAAGAGGUCGUCCGUGGACGCCGACGCCGCCGUGACGGCUCACCUUCCACCACCCACUAUGAUGACAUACCAAUUUCGGAGGGAUAUGGCAUGGAUCCGGUCGACCUCGCUCGCGCCCAGAACUGGCAGGACGGCUUCGACGAAAAAGUCAGUCGCAACGCAUGGAACUGGUGA